CACCCAUACUCACUCCCUCAGCACACACACUCACAUACUCUCAAAGUUUUCAGAUAACGCAGCAAACACAUAGGGUCCACGCACAAUAGAGUCUUCAUGAGUGUAAAUAUGGAAUGCUGACACAGGACGACUGAAGCAACAUCUGAAUAAGGCUGGACUGCCAAAGAGAGUGCACACAGGUGUUUUCACUUGCUUCAUCACACCUGGUUCACUGCCAGUAAUCUCUCUGUGCAUUCUGUUUCUGUGUGUGGCGACCCAUUGUGGAAAUACUGCACACAGUGGGGGAGAAAGAUUACCAAAAUUCCCCUGAUUCACCUCAGUUGAUUUUUGGUGUGGCCAAUAGCAACACCAACACAAAAGAAGGAGUUGGGAGAGUUGAGACAGGUUUAGAGACAGAAUCCAUCCAAAUUUCUUCCUCAAUUUUCAUCCUCCUCCUGCUCGUGCUUCAUCAUGCCUGCCAGACAGAGAGUCAUGUUCCUGUUGGCGUUGGUCCUCUCCCUGUCAGGCCUCAUUCACAGCUUCCAGCCCCUCGUCUCAUUUGGGAAUUCCACCACUCACCGUGACAUCACACAAAGGGCGGUCCUCAGAAAGACAGCUGAGGUCUGCAGAGACAUUGCUGCCUCUGAGGGACAAGAAUUCAACCUGACUAUUGAUGACAGCCUGUCAGCUGACAGGGUGCAGAGAGCCUGUUCCUCUAUAGGUACCUCCACCUCUCUCCUCUCAACUGUCAUGUUCCACACGUCCAUUGCAAAUAUGUACUUCAGCAACGCAAAGGUGGAUGUGAUUUAUGCGCUGAGUGAGAAGCACCAUUUUGAUGAUGAGACCUUCCAGGGAGGACGGGAUGUCAUCACAGCAGGUGUGUCUGCUGUGAAGGCCAGUGUGAAGCUGGAGGAAUUUGUUGCAGGGAGGUGGAUGCUCGGACGAGUCUGUCACACCAUACAGGACUUCUACAGUCACAGUAACUGGGUGGAGCUGGGGAACACUGCCCCUUAUAGUACUCUGAUCAGACCAGACCAACCUCUUGAGAACCUGGCAGACGUAAAUACUCCAACAUGUAGAAACUGCACGGGAGGGAACUGUGAGAACAACCUUCUGCCUGACCUGCUGCAGCAGGGGCUUCUCACUUCAGGCUACUUCAACGUCUUCUCCUCUGCAAAACCUGCAGGUAAAUGCAGCCAUGGGGGAUCAUUUGAUCGGACAAGCAGGCGGGACCCAGUGGGGGGGAUUAGUAAGGACGACACUGGGUCCAGUCAUGGCUCAUUUCACCACAAAGCAGCCGAUUUGGCUGUGAAUGCCACUAUGGAGCUACUGGAGGACAUCAGAGUAGCUGUUGGGGACAAGAACUUCCUGCGAUUGAUGGGCCUCUCGCAGUCGUCUGUGCUGUGUUUUGUCAUUGACACCACAGGCAGUAUGAGCAAAGACAUAGCUGAGGCUAAGAGAGUUUCCUUUGACAUCAUAGACAGUAAAAGGGGAACCCAGCAGGAGCCCUCCGCCUACAUAUUGGUACCAUUCAAUGACCCAGAUUAUGGCCCACUGUUUAUGACAACCAAUGCAGACGUCUUCAAAGAGCGCAUCAACAAGUUGUCGGCAAGUGGAGGAGGAGACAUCCCAGAGUUGUGCUUGUCUGGACUGCAGCUUGCCCUGACUGCUGCUCCGCCCUCAUCUGAGAUCUUUGUCUUCACUGAUGCACCUGCUAAAGAUGCUCAUCUGAAAAGCACCAUCAUUGCGCUCAUAGAGAGCACCAAGUCUGUGGUAACUUUCAUGCUGACGGAUACUCUGGUCAGUCGACGGCGCCGCAGCAGCUUUCAGGGCUUGUCGGGUCAUCGCUCAAUGAGCCAAUCAGAUGCACAGUUUUACCGUGACCUCGCCCAAGCUUCUGGAGGUCAAGCCAUUGAGGUCACCAAGGAUGACCUCUCUCUGGCAACAAGUAUAAUAGAGGAUUCAUCAGCCAUUGCUGUGGUGACAGUUUUUCAGGGAAUGAGGAAUCCUGGGAAGCCUGAUAGUUUUACAUUUACAGUUGAUGGAUCACUCAUAAACAUGACUGCCUACAUUACCGGAGCCUCAUCUCUCACCUUUGAUCUCACCAGCCCCACAGGUGUAUCUCAGAGUUCCAGUCAGUCCAGUGGCCCUCUGGCAUCCUUCACCACAGCAGGAAACCUACGACGUUUAAGCCUCAACACCGACAAUCAAACGGGAUCAUGGAAAAUCAGUGUUAACUCUAAUAGCGCUUACUCCGUUAAGGUCACAGGUCAAAGUUCAGUGAACUUUAUCUAUAACCUUGUGGAAGCUCAUGAGGGAGCGCACGGGGACUUCAGUCUAAAGGAGGGACGUCCACUUUCAGGUGGUAAUGCCAGUCUCAUGGUCACUGUGACAGGAAGUGACACAGUAAAGGUCACAGAGGUCACUCUGUUUGACAGCUCAGGGCCAACAGAGGUCAACGGAUCACUGCAGAUGAUGGGAGGUGGUAACUUUCUGGUGACAUUCACUGGAGUCCCAGCAGGUAACUUUGUCGUUCGCCUAAAAGGAGAGGACAGCAGUUCCGCUUCCAGGUCAACAUCAUCAAGCAGCUUCCAGAGACAAGCCUCCACACAGAUGAAGACAUCCAGCAUCUCUGUGACAGCUCAAUCCAACAACACCAAUAUCGAACCAGGCUCCACCAUUUCCAUCCCUUUCACAGUCGCCACAACCACCAAUGGAGUUAUUAACGAUUCUGCAACUGGAGCGUUCACAGUGAGAGCCAACAACGACCGCAGCUAUACUUUGACUUCACCCAGCACUGUCACAGUAGAGGCGGACAGUGGAGGCAAAGCCAACGGCACCGUGACCUUAACAGUACCAGCCAGUGCUGCAUCAGGAACAGACGUGACCCUCACCAUUGAGGCAGAAAAUGCAGCUGCCGACGACAUCAACUACGUUGUACUCAGGUUGUCUGUGACUGCCAAGGUGACAGAUAUUACACGUCCAGUGUGCCAGGUAGUCAGUUCAUCAACCAGCUGUCCGUCCUCUUCAUCGCUCUGUGCUGCCUCUCAGUGGGUAUUCAUCGCUAAUCUCACUGAUGGCAUCAAUGGAACUGGCAUUGACAGCGUUUCCAUCCGCCAAGGGAACGGUACCCUAAAUAUCAGCACAGAGGCUGGAGCAGGGGGGGAGAACAUCACCGUGGCAACCUACAGCGCCUCCUGCUGUUCCCAGAGUGUAGAGCUGGCUGCUGUGGACAAAGUAGGAAAUGUGGGGACAUGUGUGGGGCAGGCUCGAGCACUCACCACAGCUGCCCCUGUGACUACAAGUGCAGUUAACACAACAUCCACUGGAGGACACACUUUGAGCAUGUCAUACUGUCUCUGGGUCAGUGUUGCAGUUUCUCUUCUUUGGAAAUAAAAGGGGUACAUUGAAAUCACCCUGUAAGGAUGGAAGCAUGAAUCAAAUAGUCCCUCAGUGAGCCUUUUAUAUAAAUAUUAUGUGCGUUUACAUUAAAUUACCACUGCUUGAAGGAAAUAGAUGUUUUUUUCCUUUCAAUCUAAUUCUCUUAAAUAAUCUCUCUCUCUAAAUAAUAUGAAUUUCUAUAACUAAUGCAGUUUUUUAAAAUUUAUUUUGUUUUGCUUUGUUUUCUUCAUAUAUAAAAAAAAAUUUGAAGAGUUACUUUGAAUGAUUUAUUUACAUUCCUGGUGGUGUGUAGAUUUGCUGCAGUGGUGAUGUCAAUGUACAAGUGCCUGAAGCUGCUUUUACUGCAAUGACUGCAAGAAGCCAGACUAAACUCAAUGGAUCCUCCAACGGCUCUCUUACAAAUCAUAAUGAAUAUUUACCACAUAUAUUUGCAGUUGCAAUUGACAGUUACAGCGAUACCUUAACUCUGUUGUCAUUUAUGGUUCUGUGAAGUCCACAGUAUUGAAGGAAAUAUUUUGUGAUGAUAUGGUGGAAUUUCAGUUUUCUGUCAAUUAAAGACCCUGAAAAUCUG
This is a messenger RNA of Plectropomus leopardus (leopard coralgrouper), 3952 nucleotides long. RefSeq names its product von Willebrand factor A domain containing 10, tandem duplicate 2 (gene vwa10.2). NCBI's taxonomy places the organism in Eukaryota, Metazoa, Chordata, Actinopteri, Perciformes, Serranidae. The record is from RefSeq and is a predicted model, not a curated record.